Molecule: messenger RNA, 921 nt
Organism: Aegilops tauschii subsp. strangulata
Lineage: Eukaryota; Viridiplantae; Streptophyta; Magnoliopsida; Poales; Poaceae
Source: RefSeq, a predicted model, not a curated record
AUGACGCCUCCAAGGAGGAAAGUGACGCACAUGAGCGCCGCCGCCGCCGACCAGCAAGCGCCGGUCAAGCUUUCGCCCGGAUCAGCAACACCACCACUCCCACGCGGUCAACCGACGCCAACCAGCACCUCCGCUGACCCGCGCACCCCAGCACAACAAUCGCGCCAUCGCCAUGCAAGGACCACCACCAGGCCUCGCCGCCGAGCCAAACGAGCCUCCCUCCACCAAGAACACCGCGGCCGCCUCGUGGCCCACGCGAACUCCACAGCUGCCAACACAUCAACCACCAUCCCGGGGCCGCCGCCCCGGAGACCAACAUCGCCACGCCAGGCCCAGGGACAAGAGGUCGCUCCACUGCGUUGCAGUCACCGCACCACGCGGAGACAAGACCGCAGCAGGAAACCACCGCUGUCCGCCCGAAUUCGACCACGCCCGGCCAGAUCAGGCAACGGCCAGCCCUCCCGUCGACCCCCAUCGCUCCACCAAGGCCCCGCGCAGCCACACCAAGCGGAGCCAGAGACAAAUCGGGGAGUCGCCAGCGCCGAGAUCCAGAGCUCCAAGCCCUCUCACACCGACCCGCUGCCAUGGGGGAGACCGGAGCGUCACCAGGCCCAGCCCCCGCGCCGCCCCCGCGGCCACAGCGGCCGCCCGUCCGCCGCCACGAAGCCGGGGCCGCCGCCCAAGAUCCAGCACUCCGACCGCGCCAUCACGGGCCGGGAGAGCCCCGCCGUCGCCGUCCGCUGCGCGGGCUUAGCCCGGCCGCGUCAUUCGGUGGCGGCGAGGGGGUGGAGGAGAGGAGGGGUGGUGGGUUGCGGCGGCGGGGUUGGUCUCCACCCGAGCCGCCCCGGGAGGCGACGCGGGGGACGGGAGGGUAUGUCAAAGGUCCCCAGUUUUAACGGAACUUUUAUCUUCCAAAUAUGA